GUAUCAGUAUCAGUUACAGUAUACACGAUGCCACUUUAUGUUUUUAUAACAGUGACACAGUUCUAUAAUUAAAGAAAACAUAAAUCGAUAAACGGUUUACUAGCGUGUUUUCUUUUCUGUGUGUAAUUCGACAAGCUCACGUAUACGAAAUUCCGGGCCUAUUGUACGUACAACUUACGAGUAUCAUAAUGGCAAGUUGUCAAUGCAGUAUUAAUGCGUAUGCAUAUUAAUAAUUGCUGUCCGGUUAUGAAAAUACAAAAAUCAAACUUAGAAUUCUAUGGCAAUAUGGUUUAUGUAUCAUGCCGGUGGUACGUACGUCUGGAAAACAUUAAUCUCAAUGGAUGCAAGUUCUACCGUUGAAAAUCAUCAGUCUGACCGUGUGAGGUUAUAAACUUCGGAUAAAGGGAUGUACGAUAUGGCAGCGGAACUGCUCAACAGUACACUUUCAUCGUUGCUGGCGGACAACAAUUCUCUGGAUGCUAAUGCAACUGCAGCGUCCGUGGCAGCAGCUCCCGUAAAUGACGGUGGACUGAGUGUUUACUAUCCCUACACGGUGGCGCAAGUCCGGAAAGCGUAUUAUGUCAUAUAUAUUUGCUAUCCCUUUCUGUUGGCGUUGUGUACGGUGGGAAAUGUUCUCACGAUAUUUGUACUUGCUCACACCAAACACAAAGGUAGCACCAACACAUAUAUGAUGGCGGUUGCUGUGGCCAAUUUAUUUAUCUUAUGGCUCUACAUGCCCACCUAUAUUUAUAAUAUUGUCAAAAAUCUCCCGUACCCAUGGGUGGCAAAUUUUUUGUUUCACUUUUUCCAAUUUUUCGGACUUGAAAACUGGUGGAACGACAUCUUCGUUCAUUUAUCGGAUUGGACUUUAAUAAUAUUUUCCCUGGAGCGUUUACUGGCCGUCACCAAUCCAUUUCUCUUCCAAAAGCUGAAAGGCAAUGUUUAUCCUAGAGUGAUUGUCGUGAUUCUGUUCAUACUGUCCGCCACGGCAUCCAUCUACGUUGUUUACGAUUACUAUGCCUUUUAUUAUCCCAAUAAGGAGUGGGAUCGGACAAGUGUGCCGAUCUAUAAGCGCUCGUCGAGUUACAUGGAAUGGAACAGGGUCCAGAAAACAUCGGAGGUUUCGAUUUUUAUUGGUCAGUUUUUCGCCCUGUUGAUCAUCAACUCCUUUAUCGCUGUGGUGGUAGUGCGCAUCUCCCGUGGUGUGCACGUGGGCAACGACAAACUGACCGUUGUCGCCAAGUCUGGUGACAAGAAGCGCGCCGCUCAGAAGCAGCGCAACAGUGUCUACCUUCUCCUGGGCAGUGUCGUCCUGUAUCUUAUAACGCAAUUCCCGACACUGAUCCACAACAUCUUGGCCAUUGCCGACGAUCAAUUCCAGACUUAUGAUUAUAAACUCGGCGCGCGCUUAGUCGCCCAGCCAUGCGUAUUGAUGGCGCAGUAUAUCAACUACGCGGCCAAUUUCCUCAUUUACAUGACAGUCAGUCAGCAGUUUCGCGCGCAAGUCGCCGACGUCUUCGGACAGUACCGAUGUGGACGCUGGAUGCAAACGCAGAAAAAGAGAUUUUUCCCACCCAAACCACCGGUUCCCAAACCCAUAAAAUCCCAAACGACAAUGAAGACGAUGACGUUGUCGGAGCGACUGAGUGGACUGAAACGCGCUGAGAAGCAUGAUGAAGGACGUCGCGGCAGUAUCGACAGCCUGGAAUCGACAAUCUCCGACGUGGACAUGGCGUCGCGGCCCGCCUCUGUCCUCCCCUCGCGGCGUGGGACCAAUACGGUGAAGAAGCGCCCCAAUGACGUCACAGCCGUUGUGUUGACGGAGAGCGCUCGUAAACUAGAAACGGGCGAAGCAUCCGCGAUCCAGAUGCAAACCCUGGCUCCAGGAAAUUUCCAGUUGAAGAAGACCAUGUCGGCGCCCCGUCCCGAUUACGGCCACAGCACAGCCCCCACCUCACCCACCACCAAGUCACCGGCCAAACUCGGCGCACUGCUGCGCUCGUUCUCAUUAACCGAUCAGACACCACCCGCGGGAUUCAUCGUGGAGAGACCGGAUUCGCGGCGCGGCAGUGUGGACAGCGCCGAAUCCGAUCGCACCAACGUGGACAUGCUGUCGCAGCCGGCAUCCGCGUCAAAUUCCCGUCGUGGGACCAACACUAUGAAAGUCAGUCCGCAGACGACGGUUAUCGGGCUAGCGGAGUAUGUGCGCCGCCUGGAGGAGCAGCGUGUAUCGUCGGAAUCGACGGCGAGCACCGUAUCGGGUGCUGAAAUGGAGAUGGAAGAGAAUAUGGCGUAUGGGGAAAUGCCGCAUAAAUCAGACAUUCGCAUUACACUGUCGGAAGAUCGCGGUGAAAAUGACAUACGCCGAGCAAGCAUUCCUCCAGAUGUCGUUGUAUUGCAAGAUACAGUUAACAGUGGUGAUCAUGAUCCGGAAAGGCCACCAAGACCGGAUGUAGUGCGCAACAUCGAAAACCUCGUGACCGACGACAAAAAUUCUUUAAAGGAAGUUCGACGACUACCCGCCGACUCCGUCGCUAUAGUCAAUGAAAAUUAUGAACCGGACCAUGUGAAGAGGCCGCUACAUCAAAUCCCGUCCAAUCACAAACGGCGGGAUUCCCACGUGACCUUUAACACACAGGCCCACAUUAAAGAUGAGACGCUCGACCCGGAACACCGCGUAACUGUGGUGGAUAUCAGCCACAAUUCUGCAAACGCUGAUUUGAAUUCCCAUGUAAGGAAAGAAAAUGUACCGCCGCGAGACUCCAAAGCGUUAAAUUUUCGUCCGGUUUCUUCUGGCGAAAUGAUCACGCAGUUGUGAAUAGGCAUUAUAUUGUACAUGUGCUGGUUGUGAACCAAGUGAAGAGUGGAUAACGAUUCCGUUUUGAAGAUUAUUCCUAGAAGUAAAUGUGGUGUUUACAUAAAUUUUAUAUAGCAAGCAUGAAUCGACGAUUUUUCCUGGGAAAAGCUAUGUUUUUAUAUUUGUACGCGCACGCAAGUUCUUCUGCAGUGCCAGGAAUUAAUACUCUGUGGUCUGUA
Messenger RNA from Paramacrobiotus metropolitanus, 3036 nucleotides. RefSeq lists its product as uncharacterized. The transcript has 7 exons. The coding region runs from base 407 to 2818 and encodes 803 amino acids. Lineage: Eukaryota; Metazoa; Tardigrada; Eutardigrada; Parachela; Macrobiotidae. Gene Ontology annotation, biological process: G protein-coupled receptor signaling pathway. Gene Ontology annotation, cellular component: plasma membrane. Gene Ontology annotation, molecular function: G protein-coupled receptor activity. The record is from RefSeq and is a predicted model, not a curated record.